Molecule: messenger RNA, 288 nt
Organism: Thyridium curvatum
Lineage: Eukaryota; Fungi; Ascomycota; Sordariomycetes; Thyridiales; Thyridiaceae
Exons: 2
Coding region: 1-288 (95 amino acids)
Biological process (GO): termination of RNA polymerase III transcription; DNA-templated transcription
Cellular component (GO): RNA polymerase III complex
Molecular function (GO): zinc ion binding; DNA-directed RNA polymerase activity; nucleic acid binding
Source: RefSeq, a predicted model, not a curated record
AUGCCCGAGACGGGCAAGAACCGGCUCGAAUGCCGGACCUGCCCGUACGAGUACGCCAUCAACGACCCGCUCUACAGCCGCCGCGAGUUCACCCGCAAGGAGAAGGAGGAUGUCUUUGGCGGCCCGGGCGCCUGGGACAACGCCCAGAAGACGAGCGCGCAGUGCCCCCAGGGCGGCUGCGACGGCGGCGAGGCCGCCUUCUUCCAGGUGCAGAUCCGCAGCGCCGAUGAGCCCAUGACCAGUUUCUUCAAGUGCAUGACUUGCGGGCACAGGUGGAGAGAAAACUAA